Messenger RNA from Arachis duranensis, 2154 nucleotides. RefSeq names its product protein FAR1-RELATED SEQUENCE 5-like. The record is from RefSeq and is a predicted model, not a curated record. The coding region runs from base 1 to 2154 and encodes 717 amino acids. NCBI's taxonomy places the organism in Eukaryota, Viridiplantae, Streptophyta, Magnoliopsida, Fabales, Fabaceae. Gene Ontology annotation, biological process: regulation of DNA-templated transcription. The transcript is spliced from 4 exons. Gene Ontology annotation, molecular function: zinc ion binding.
AUGGUUAAUUUUAACGGUGUUUACUCUUCUGUGUACCAGACAAAAUACGCUGGAGCUGGUUCUGCUAUUGAGUAUGCAGUCAUAAACCAAGCCAUUGGUGACGAGGAGGUAGAUCCCGAGGAGGGAAUGUGCUUCGGCACAUUAGAAGAUGCGCGUGCAUAUUACUACCGAUAUGCGGCUAGGGCUGGAUUUGUCGUCAAAAUAAGAACCACGGGCUGGGAGACCAUAAACGAUCAGAGGGUGGUUGUUAAUCAAGCUUUGCAUUGUAACAGAGAUGGAUACCGCACAUCCCGUGUAAAGGCACCCCAGAGAAGGAAAACAAUGGCCUCAACAAACUGCAAAGCCCGUUGCUAUUUGGCAUUAGAUAAAAUGACAGGGCAGUGGAGAAUUUCUCGAGUAGAGGUAUCCCACUCACACCCGCUUAAUCCGAAGCUAUCUGGAAUGUUCUCAGCAAACCGUCAGCUAAGUAUGCAUGUGAAGGACCUGAUACAGCAAAAUGACCAAGCUGGCAUUAGACCGAGUAAGAUGUACCAGGCACUAGCCAAUGCAGUCGGUGGCCCUGCCAACCUCACCUUUACAGAGAAGGAUGUUAGAAAUUACAUUAGUCGUCGCUUACGCAUUUCCGGGGAUGAGACGGAUCCAAAAGAGUUACUUAAGCACUUCUCACGAAUGAAGGAGCUCAAUCCAAACUUUUUCUUUGAAAUAGAUGUGGACAAAAACCAUAGCAUUAGAAAUGUGUUUUGGGCCGAUGCUCGGUGUAGAGCUGCAUGGGAAUAUUUUGGUGAUGUCGUGACGUUUGACACUACUUACAAGACUAAUAGGUACGACAUGCCGUUUGGGUCUUUCGUAGGUUUCAACCACCAUGGGAUGUCUACGCUUCUUGGGUGCACAUUAUUGCGGAAUGAGGACACUCAUAUGUUUGCUGACCGACACAUGUGGGUGCCAGUAUUUUUCAAGGACGAAUUCUGGGCUGGCAUGAGGAGCACACAGCGUAGUGAGAGCAUGCAUUCAGUUUUUGAUAAGUAUUUAAACAAUAAGAGCUCUUUGUUGCAAUUUGUUUGCCAAUACCAAAACUGUGUUAUAGACAAGGAGCAAAAGGAGCUUGAGUGUGACGCUGCUGAUUUAAGGGGUAUUAUCCCUUGUGUUUCCAGCUCACCAAUAGAGAAGCAGUUCCAGAGAGAAUAUACAAACUCCAUGUUUCGAGACGUUCAGGAUCAAUUUAUAAAAAAGGCCGAUUGUGACAUCUCCUUAAUCAACCAUCAUGGCACAAGUAUAGUUUGUGAAGUUGACCAACAAAAGAUGGUGUUUGACAUGUCAGUGUACAGCAGAUACCAAGUCGUGUAUUGCUCGCAGUCAUCAGGCGUUCAAUGUGAUUGCUUUAUGUUCCAAUCGAAUGGUAUUCUAUGCUGCCACAGUCUUGCUGUUCUUCUACAUUUUCGUGUGACAGCAGUGUCCUUACAAUACAUUCUAUCCCGAUGGAGUAAGAAUGUUAGUCGGAGACACACAUACAUCAGGAGUACCAUUGACAUGGACCGUUCUGAUGAAAGCAUGACAAUUUUUAGGCAAUUGUGUUCUGAUUUUUACAACAUCGCUCAGGAUUUUGUGGCUACUCCAGAGGUUGCUGCUAUAUUGCGUGAUGCCAUGGACAGUGCUCGGGAGAAGCUCAGAGAACACAAGGAAUUCGAGCAUCAAGUUGCACAUGUACCAAGUGCGAUUUACUCACAUACGCAUUAUGAGUGUCCCGUUAGCAUGGAUGAGCUACAUGGCCCACGUCGUGUUCCUACGCGAGGUCGUCCAACUUCCACCAGACUUGGGGCAGAUCUGGAAAAAUCUAUUAAAAAGAGGGCACGCAAAAUCAAGAACACUCACAAUCACAACAAGGUAAAUAUGAGAUCUACCCCGCUUUUCACGUUAUUUGUUUAUUUUAAGUUGGUUGAAUGGAUAAUAAGUGAUGAUGUUAUCUUUCAAUAUGAUUUGUCUGUUAAGGGACCUAAUGGUAAUGCACAACCAUCUCCUACAAAUGUGGCAACUUCCUACAAAGAUACGCAACCGGCUUGUUCAGAAAUGACAGACAAUUCGGCUAUGCACUCUGGCUCUUUCAUAUCACUAUUGAAUUCAUUCCAUAACGCUGAACAAUUGUGUAUGUGUACCUAG